AUGACCGUUUAUGUGGAGAUCUGGAUCCAGGCGAUUACGUCAAUUGAUGAGCUUACCAACGACUUCGAAAUGGACAUCUAUAUCACAGAAAAGUGGCUUGAUCCAGCGCUGAAUUUCGAACGCCUAUCACCAUGUAAAGGGAAUCUCUCCCUGAAUCAUCAAGUUCUCGAUCGUUUAUGGACUCCAAACAGCUGUUUUGUAAAUAGUAAAGUUGCUCAAAUACACGAUUCACCCUUCAGGUAA
Messenger RNA from Haemonchus placei, 243 nucleotides. Lineage: Eukaryota; Metazoa; Nematoda; Chromadorea; Rhabditida; Trichostrongylidae. The record is from the annotation of a GenBank genome assembly.